AUGAGCGAGUUUAACACUAAAACAUCCCCAGCAACCAACCAGGUGUCUGGCCCAGAAGAGAAAGGAAAAGCUGGAAGUAUCAAGAAGUCUGAGGAGGAGGAGAUUGAUAUUGAUCUGACGGCACCAGAAACAGAGAAGGCUGCCCUUGCCAUUCAGGGCAAGUUCCGAUGA
This is a messenger RNA of Sciurus carolinensis (gray squirrel), 171 nucleotides long. RefSeq names its product Purkinje cell protein 4-like protein 1. Lineage: Eukaryota; Metazoa; Chordata; Mammalia; Rodentia; Sciuridae. Bases 1 to 171 code for a protein of 56 amino acids. The record is from RefSeq and is a predicted model, not a curated record. The transcript has a single exon.